GCAUGCGUAGUCUGCCGCUCCCCUCCCCCCUCCCCCUUCCCCCAUCCGAGAGCUAAAGACGCAGUCUGCCAUAUUGGUUUACUUAACUCCGUAACUGAGCUUCUAGUUUCAACAAAAUGGGUCGGAAAAAGAAGAAGCAGACGAAGCCCUGGUGUUGGUACUGCAAUAGGGAAUUUGAUGACGAAAAAAUUUUGAUUCAGCACCAGAAGGCGAAACAUUUUAAAUGUCAUAUAUGUCAUAAAAGAUUAUAUACGGGUCCAGGUUUAUCCAUCCACUGUAUGCAGGUUCACAAAGAGACGAUAGACAAAGUUCCAAAUGCUUUACCUAAUCGUAAUAAUAUAGAAAUAGAAAUAUAUGGUAUGGAAGGUAUUCCGGAAGAAGACCUGAAAGACCACGAAAGACAGCGCGCCGGUAGAGUAGGGGGCGGGAACAAGAGGCAGGACGAUGAAGAUGACGAAGAUUCCCAGUCUAGUCUACCUGGUCAGUCUAACCCACCCCCACCAACUAUGCCUCCUCAGGGACCACCAGGUCCAAUGGGCCCCAUGAUGGGACCAACUGGUCCCAUGAUGCCAAUGAUGGGCCCAAUGGGUCCAAUGGGUCAUAUGCCGCCAUUCAUGGGUGGACCAGGUAUGAUGGGCCCUAUGGGUCCAAUGGGGCCUUUACCCCCACCAGGCGGGCCCCCGGUCAGCACCGCUCCCGGUGCUACGCCCGCACCCAAUAAACCCCUCUUCCCCUCUGCUGCACAGCAUACCACCACAGCCAAUAAUCAGAUUGGCCCCGUCAAACCUGCGUUUCCAGCGUAUAGUCAAGCUAACGGUCAGUCGACGCCAAAUGUCAUGUCUUCAGGUGGGGGAGGAGGUGUGCAUCAGGAAAAAUUAGAACCUAAGAAGCCUGCGUUAAUAACCACGGUGUCGGCGAAUUCCCGCAUCAUUCAUCCGGAAGAGGACAUCUCUCUGGUUGCUCCCCUCUUGGUGCCACAGGAAGAGAAGCGGGCAGGUAUGCCUCGGUACCAGCAGGCUCCCCGAGUCUCUCCCCAGAGGGCUCGGGCUCCAGCCCCGGCUCCACCUCCGCAGCGCGUGGAGUCUCCACCCGUGAGUACUGCACCUUCACAUCUCUCUCAUCUUGUGCCUGCCUGCCUGGACCAUUUCUACCCACCGGCGAUGUGUCUAGACACACAGGAGGAGCGUCGCAUGAAGAUGGCGAGGUACAGCCAGGCCAGUGCUGCAGCAGCAGCCAUGGCUAUGGGUGGGAUGGUGACCCACCACCCAGCGGUACGUCAGGCUCACCCUGGAGUGGUGGUAGAGGCCCAGCCUAUAGUUUCCACUAUAGGCCCCAGCAUGGUGACAACCAUGUCCCAAGCCAUGGUUCCCACAGGCCAUGUUGCUUUACCUGUUACCAUACCUGCCAUAAUGCGGCCAAGCAUGCAGCCAAUAAUGACGCAGCCAAUGGUCUCAGCUGGCGUGCCUACCCUUCCUGCAGUGCCUGCGGGUAUGCCCCCCCUCCCCAUUGGAGGUAUGAGACCACCCAUAGGUAUACCACAAGCGUGCGCAGCACAUCAUUACCGCUUGCCAGUACAUACAAGCUUGCCAAGAAUCUUUAAAAUUGCAGAUAGGGCGCGAAGCGCCGUUCCGCCACCCCCUUACGGUUUGGGGAUGUUAGGCUACAGUACACGAGACUACGUAGCUAGCCUAGGCUCGGGCCCGUACCUCCUCGUUCGGGGGGAUCAUGGGACAACUCUGCAAGCCCCAGGACAGAUGACCCACGGGUUUGCUGCACCACCUAUGAUGGGUGCCCCUAUGAUGGGUGGGCCACACAUGAUCCCACGCUUCAGGUGACUAUCAGGUCCCGGUAUGUAGGCAGCAGGUAGGAUGCAGAAAAGGAUGGCCAUAAGAAGCAGCAGCAGCAGCAGCAGCAGGUCGGCGCUGGUGAGGCAACACACGCAUGCCCUCAUCAUGACUGAUAGUCAGCUCCUCACCGACCCUCCCUCGCUCGCUCGCUAAGCACACUAGCGCAGUCAAUCAGUAACUAAGUUGCUCUGUGUGUUAAACCAACAGCCCUGGGAUUAAUCGAACGUCAUCUUCUCUGAGACCUUAAAACAGCACUCAUGCUAAAUGAUUCUAUGUCCAGAUUUAGGCAGUUUUGACUUGAGUUAAUGGAGAUAGCAAGGACAGAUUAUGUGCCAUGGGUGAUGUUUUUGCAGUAUAGGAAUAAAAUUUCUUUCUUUAAACGUUUUAUUUUGUAAUGUCUGAUCAUUUCAUUCUUGAAUGUUGAGUGAAAAGGUGGUUGAUUCCUUGUUAUAUGUUGGUUUUGCAUCACAGCUUGGUUAGUCCUGUGUGGACGAGCUAACACUGCAUCACUGCAGCAGGCAUCUGUUAUUAUCAAUUGUUACUGACUUCUUUGUCUCUUAUUACUCUGAUCAGUGUUGAAAUGUUUAUCCACAAGACUGUCGUUUGUGUGCCGCCCACGUGGAACUUAUGUUUGAGCAAGUGGUGCUUGUAUACUUGCUCUUGUAUACUUGCUUCUUGGGAUCUACACUUAUUGUAUGUAUUUUGCCCUCCAGACCAGCUCAAGUGUGCGACGAAAUUGGCUCCGCAAAGGGAUCCAGCGCACUUUCCUGCGUGAGCUUAUUUAUUUUUAUUUUAUUUUUCCAUGAUCUAAUUCACCAUGUUAUUGCUUUGAAUUGGUUGUUGAGUUAGAAAUUGAAGCCCAUGCAAGGAUGGUGCAAGAGGGGCCUUUGGGAGUCUUUUCUGGUACCAACUUGAUGUGGGGUGGAGGAUUGAGGCUUGACUGUCUUAUUAUUAUUCUUGGAGCGUUCAGGCACUUGUAUUAUAGUGUUUUAGGUUUUAUCAUUCGUUUGAGUGAUCAUUGUGUAUUUGUGAAUUUUUCUCUUUAAGGUAAGAUACUGUCUAGCCAAUAAGGUAAGAAUGUUUAGUUUAGAUAUGGUAGUUCUUCACAAAGCACUGUUGGAUAAUAAUUCUACCAAUACAGAUUUUUAAUACAGGUUAGUCCAUUUAUAUAAUUUUUUCAUUAAUAUUUUCUUUGCAACUUGUACAAAUACUUGUUAUAAAAUGUUUGAAAGGGAGAUCCCAUUUAAAACCCGUAAGUACAUUUUUGUAUUUAAUAAUCAUUAUCAAUGCCAGAUUAUUGACAUGGAUUCAUCAUGAGCUUUGUUAACAUAUGAUCACAUGUUCUCUGUAUGUUGUGAAAUAAAUACAAAUUCAGUUUGUCAGUCUCUUUGUUUCAAGCUUUUAUAUUUUGUUAUAAUGCAUAUAUAAAUUCUAGAUUCUUUUGAAAGUAAUGAUUAUUUUUUUUUUUGUAUUGUUACUUGAAAAGGUGGAAAGAGUGGAGCAAUCGAACUGUCAUUGUGGGAAAUCCAAAACAGGUGAGCCCAAACGAGAGGACGCGAGGCUGGGAAUAGGCGAGAAUAUCAUUUCAUUAUUGUUGGUACUCCUGUUGAGUAGUCUGACAGUUCUACGCUGGAAGUUGUUUCAGCAGAGCAUGCUGGCUGUUGUCUCUCAGUCAUAGCUAUGGACAUCAUUCAGAUAUACCUAUUAGGUUAUGCAAACAUUUUUUAUAGUAUAUACUAAAGAUUUUUUUUUUCUUUUAUAUAUAUAUAUAUAUUUUUUUAUAUUUUAUUUUUUUUAUUUUUUGUCGUAUCCAUAGCUAUGUUGUACAGAGGCAGCAUCUUUGUAACGCUGAAACAUUUGCAGUGGUAAGACUGUGAGUCCUCACUCGCUAGUGUGCAUGGAAUUUUCAAAUAUUCAAAUAACACUCAAGAGAAUUAUGACUUUACUUUGAACCCAUAGUGGGUACAAAAUGUGCAUGUAAAGGUCAUAUUAAGGGUUACAAAAGUUUUUGGGGCGCCUAUCUAAUGAUGGCUGGCCACAGAGGGUGUCGGGGCAAGGUAAUGCUUUCAUAUGUAUGUUUGUUUUGGUUUUGUUCAGAUAUGAUCAUUAUCAUUUUGAUUUUUGUAAGAUUCGUUUGCAUAAGUUAUUAGUUCCUGUGAUUGUUGCCUUUCCUUAUCCUUGUUUGUCUGAUAAAGAAAUGUCUUAAUUUAAUCUUAAGUAUUUUUUGUUCCAAGAAGAUUCUAUUGUAGCUAUAAUUUUUUUAUCGCAAACUUUAAAUUUGUUUGCUUUGCCAUGCCUCGACUUCUCAAACAACUAACAACCAAUUGAGACAUUCCAGUACACUUGGCAGUGGUGAGACCAGUUUCAGUUUUUCCCAGCUUGCAGCCUCUCAGGAGCCCUGUUACGUCUCCGCAUGGCCGCAGCAGCCCGCUCUUUAAUUAGCUUGUUGGUGAUGGUGAAUCUGGGAAGUGAGGCCACAUUCUUAGUUUUGGGGCCCAUGAGUAAUUCUCACUCGCCACACUCAUCGGCAUUGGCCAAUGUGUACAUGUGUAUGAUUGUGAUCUGUGUAAAUGUGCGCACACGUUGCUGCUUAUCAGGCGAUUACUCAAAACCCCCAAUGUAGGUUAUUUUUUUAUUUUAUUUUUUAUUUUUUUCCUCCAUGUGUAGGAGUUUUAAUAUGUACAGUUUCCAAGUUUACUCUUAAUUUCACUAAUGUUGUGAGCUUUAUAAUGAUUUUUAAUUAUUUACUUUUUUUGUGUGGAGAAUGUUGGUAUAUCCUCUCGUGUUCCAUGUGGUGAGGGUGGUUUGAGUGAGAUUGACUCCAGUUGGCCUUGUUGCUCAAGUAGCCCCUAGAAGCCCCCAAUAUGAAUGUGUUCAGUCUUCCAGCAGCCACCAGGUAGGCCGAAUUCACAGCACCAGGGGCUGUUGGGAGUCUGUCCCCCAACCGGAUGUGGUUUGGUGAUUCAUUCACAGCCUGUCACGGUGCUGUUGGACCUCUGUCCCCAGCCCCCUGUAGUACAUUGGGGGCUUGGUGAAUUCCAUCUCACACUAUCCUCUGUGUCGUAACGUGUUAGGCAUCACUGCUCACCUGGGUUAAGCACUAACCUCUGGCUGCUGCCUCUGGGUGACAAGCAGCCAGCACAUCAAGCAGGUUAGCUUUGCUGGUGGUGGAAGCGGUUGCUGUAUGGUCCCAGAUUCAAGAUGGUGUGGCUGCAGUGUUGUUGAGAAAACUACCAGUCCUCAACAGGGACCUACUUAUUGCCACCCGCCUUCCAGAGCUUAAGUGAAAGGUACUGAUCUUCUUUGUUAAAUGGUGGUUUGGGGAGAGAAGUCUGACAUUCACUGUACUGUACAAGCUUUUAGAGGGUUUGAGCAUGAAUGGUUCAACUAGCGAGAUGAAGACCUAGAAAAUUUUUAUCCCCUUAGAUAAACAUUCUUCAAAUUUCACAAAUUAGCAAGCUGACAGUCUCUUAAAUACAUUACCUACAAUUUCUUUUACCAUUUUUGUACUCCGCUGAAAGGUGGCUUGCACAUUGCUCUCCUGGUUGCUUAUUAUAUAAUACAUCUUACAUCCUGCACUAUUUGUCAUUUCAAUAGUAAAGUCAAUAUUUGUCCUCUGUUUGACUGAUCAAAGUUUAACUGUUGGCUAGCUUGUCUGUCUUACUUGGUUCUGCUCUGUAGUUCAGGCUUCUUGAACAAGGCCCAAUGCAGAGGAUUAAAAAACGAUUCGGUACCAUUACUAAAAAAAAAUUUUUAACCAUUCAAUUUGUAGAUCAGCCAUUUACAAUUUUACUUCUUUAUAUAUUAGCUGGUCCAAAAAGGGUUUCAUCAUUCUAAUGCAGCAGCAGAGAUGAUAGCAUUCCUUAUUUUGAAAAGUAAAGUAUUACAAAUUGACAUACAACAAAAUUUAAGAAGGGGGAGUUACUUUGUAGCUCUGGAUUAAUUAAUGUAAUCUUGAAUCAGCUAUUGGUACUGUACGAAUUUUUCGACGUGCUUCCUGUUGACUGAGCAUUGAAUGUUUCUACAUGACAUAAACUCAUUUAGUUUCAUUGACUUGGUUGUGGUAUACGAAAAAAAGUGUGGAAAGUAAGAGAGGCUUUGUAUUUAGAAUCUUCUUUUACGUGUAGAUUACAAUCUGAGAGCUAAUUAUUGAUGGCAAGAAUUUCAGGAUUCUUUAAAACUAAAUGAAUGCAAUCCCAGGGUUUUUGUUUAUUUUCUUCUUCCACCAAUUUGGUCUUAAAAUUGUGUUCCCAUUUCCCUGCAGUAAAGUGUUAAAUUCAUAGGCUUGCUUCAAAAUUCUACUGUUGCUCUUAAAAGGUUUCAACUUUUAUAAUAAAUUUCAUUUUCAUAUAUAUGGAAACAAAGUGGACUUCCUUCAAAACACCUCCUUGAGUGUUUUGUCGAGUACUGUAGCAGGAAUUGCACGAGACCACCUGAAAGGUCAAGAAAAUUUUUUUUGUAAAAAAAAAUGUUUAUUGUAGGUUCGGUAAUUCAGCAACCGAAAAAUAUCCUAUUCACAAGGUUAUUUCAACUAAAUUCAAGGAAUUUCUAUUAAAUUGUUAAUUUCCAUAGCCAGUCUCUCUCUCUCUCUCUCUCUCUCUCUCUCUCUCUCUCUCUCUCUCUCUCUCUCUCUCUCUCUCUCUCUCUCUCUCUCUCUCUCUCGCUGAAGCUUAUCAAUUUUUAUUUUUCUUAAUUUACCGUUUCAAGAAGAUGACAACCCCUGUCCUCCCCAUACCUUCCUACAUCACAAGAUUAACAGCUGAAAUACAAUGACAUUAGUUCAUUGGGUCCAUGGAUUUAUCCCCAACAAUAAAAAAUGUUUCCACAGUUUUCACAAACGGCAGGUAGUCCCCUUUCCCAGUUCACAAUUUGUUCAUUAUUGAAGUGGAAAUCUGCAGUGACUUCAUGUUUUCAAAAUUCAAUUAGUACUUUGUUGUACGUUGUACUUUUCUUGUCGUGCAAUAUUUUCUUGUAAGAUUAACUUGAUCAAUUACCGUGAAGUGUAUUGACAAAGGACUGAGAUCAGAAGUAUUGUAUAUUAAAAAAUGUCACGACCUUUAAAAAUAGCCCCACACAAGGUGAAGUGUUAUUUUGAGAAUAAGUUUGUUUAGGUGACACAGGAGUAGAUUUUAAAACAGUGUAAUGUUUAAUUUUAUUUAACUUUUUUUUUCUACUGAAGUUAUUUUUCCGUUUUAUAUAAAAAUGAGAAACUUAAUACUGUCUUACGUUUUUAUUUCUGCUAAACAGCACCUUUCUUGGUAUCUUACAAUGUCCUCUUUAACUUUUGAUAGAGGGUUUUCGGUUUUUCGGGGAAAUCAUAUUGACCUCAUUCAUUGGGCUAACUAUUGUAGUUGUGCUUUUUCCUCUUUUUAACUUGAUUCGGUUGGCUGGGGUCGAGUGCGUCUCCAGGGACUGAUUAUAAUUGUGAGUAUUUCAAGUUGGCAGGCGAAGCAGAAGCCAGCGCAGAUGAUUCCUGUUUGUUUGUAUCCCCAGGUAGAACUGUAUUGCAGCGCUGCAAAUGUAGAAUAAAUUUGAGAGUGAUAACUGUAUGUAUUAGUCAAAUAAAAUUAUAAAAAAUGUU
This is a messenger RNA of Macrobrachium nipponense, 7428 nucleotides long. RefSeq names its product BUB3-interacting and GLEBS motif-containing protein ZNF207-like. The record is from RefSeq and is a predicted model, not a curated record. The transcript is spliced from 11 exons. Gene Ontology annotation, molecular function: DNA binding. Lineage: Eukaryota; Metazoa; Arthropoda; Malacostraca; Decapoda; Palaemonidae. Gene Ontology annotation, cellular component: nucleus. Bases 117 to 1835 code for a protein of 572 amino acids.